Messenger RNA from Taeniopygia guttata (zebra finch), 6449 nucleotides. Lineage: Eukaryota; Metazoa; Chordata; Aves; Passeriformes; Estrildidae. The record is from RefSeq and is a predicted model, not a curated record.
UAUUGGGGUUUGGACCCUGAAGCUGUCAACAUCUCCUGGCUAUUGGAGUUUGGACCCUGAAGCUGCCAACAGCUCAUGAUCUUUGGGGCUUGGACCUUGCAAAGGCCAAGGGCACUUGGAUUUGUGCUAUUGACCCUGCAAAGGCCAAGAACCUUUGGAUAUUGGUGUUUACACUUUGCAAAGGCCAAGGGCCUUUGGGCACUGGGGUUUAGACCCUGCUAAGGCCAAGGGCUUUGGGCACUGGGGUUUAGACCCUGCUAAGGCCAAGGGCUUUGGGCACUGGGGUUUAGACCCUGCUAGGGCCAAGGGCCUUUGGGCACUGGGGUUUAGACCCUGCUAAGGCCAAGGGCCUUUGGGCACUGGGGUUUAGACCCUGUUAAGGCCAAGGGCCUUUGGGCACUGGGGUUUAGACCCUGCUAAGGCCAAGGGCCUUUGGUCACUGGGGUUUAGACCCUGUUAAGGCCAAGGGCCUUUGGGCACUGGGGUUUAGACCCUGCUAGGGCCAAGGGCCUUUGGUCACUGCUGUUUCUCACUCCUUGUGAAAGGGGCAGAUGGAGUCCCGGCGGGGAGCUCGAGGGCUUUCUCAGCAGGGACCUUCCUCCAGAGCCCCUGAGGCACUGGUAGACAACAGUGACGGCAUGGCCAACUCCAUCAUCUGCACCGACAGUCCUGGGAAUAUCCUCUCAACUCUGACAUCCAGUGGUGAACAGCAUCCCUUGGAAUUGGUUCAGGAAGCUAUAGAGACCUGGGGGCGCAUGCAGCAAUAUUUUGAUCAAAUGGAGGAGAGAAGCCAGAGGAUCAGAAGGCACGUCCAGCACAUAGACUCUCUGGUAGAAGAAACCAGACGUGACCGUGCAAACUUUGAGAUGUCCAGGGAAAUGCUGCUGCAGUGCACUGGAAUCCCGGAGCCAGGAGCCUUGGGUGUCCAUCUGGAGAACACCAAGCAGAGGAAGGAAGCGUCAGCCCAGGCAGAACAGACAGAGCAGCAGGACAGAAUGGAGGUUUCCCAGGAGCAAGAGUCAUUGGGCAGGGCUCUGGAGCAGCUGCGCCAGGAAUCCUCUGGCCAAGAGCAUGAAAUGGCUCAGGUGUGCAGAGAGAAGGAGCUGCUGGGCCGUGAGAAGGCUGCCCUUGAGGGCCGACUGGCAGCCACAGAGCGCCACCAACAUGACCUUUCCAAGCAGCUGGCAGAGACCAGGUCAGCAAAGGAGAGCCUGGAUUCCAGGCUGUGUGCUGCUCAGCAGCAGAUAUCUCAGCUGGAGGUUACCUGGAACCAUCUGGAGGCUCAAGUGCUCUCAGUCACACAGACCAAGGAGGUGCUAGAAGGAGAAGUGAAGUGCUUGCAACGUGAGCUGGAAGCAGAGAGAGCUCUCAGGAGGCAGGAAAGGGAGGACACAGCUCAACAGCUCCUGCAGGCAGAGCAGCAGCAUCACGAAAGCCUCAGGCUUCAGAGAACUGCUCAGCAGCUGGAAAUAAAGAAGCUCCUGCAAGACCUGUCAAGUGAGCGUGAAAGGCACCAUGCAGAGAUGCAGGAGACGCUGGAGCAAUGGGAAAAAGAGAAGGCAGAGAGAGAGCAGGAGCACAAGAAGGUGCUGUUUGAGAUGAGGCAGAAAGUUGCCACCCUGCUGGCCCAACAAGAAGAGGAACGAACUAGAUUUGAAGAUGCCAAGCGAGAGGUGCUGCUGGAAGAGCAGAAGGAGAAGAGUGCUUUAUCAGAGGCACUGCUCCAAACUCAGGGAGAGCUCAGCCAAGCACACCAGCAGGUCCAGCAGCUCAGGCAGGAGCUGAAAGAGCAGCAAGAGAAGGGGCAGACCAUUGAGGCAAAUCUGCAAGCUGAGCUGCAGGCAGCUCGCAGUGAAGUCCAGACAGCGCAGAGGAGGCACGAGGAAGAGCUACAAGGCCUCAAAGAGGAAAUGAAUCUCCUCCUUGAGCAGAGGGAGGCUUUACAAAAGCAGGUGGGAGAGUUGACAUCUCAGCUGGCAGCCUCCCGAGAGUCCCAGGAAAUGACUGUCCAGAGAGCCCAGCAAGAUGUGAGGGAGGCCCAGGAAGAGUCCAGGCAGAAGCAGUUGGAGGUUGAGCACACCCAGAAGAUGCUGGAGGAGGCAAAACAACAGAACAAGGAGCUGCAAGUGCAUCUGCAGAACUUGGAGAGGGAAAGGAAUCGAUGGGAAGAAGUGGCACAGCAAAAUUCAGAAUUGCAGGCUUCUGUGAAUGCCCUAGAGAGUGAAAAAGCCAGGCUGACUCUGUCUCUGGAAGAAAAGCAUCUGAGCCUCAGAACCCUGGAAGAAAACAACCUGGCCCAGAUCAAUCAAGUGUCUCAGCUUCGUUCUGCCCUUACCCAGGCCGAGGAGCUCCACUCAGAGCAUAGAAAUGAAAUGCAGGAGCUCAACACCCAGAUGCAGGCCAUGCUGCUGGCAGAGAUAGAGAAGACAGCUCGCCAGGCAACUGAAGAGAAGCAGCUGCUGGAAACUGAGGUGUCUGAGCUGCGUGUGAGGCUCCAGAGCUCUGAGGAAAGAGCAGAGGCCAUGGCCACACAGUGUAAGGCCAUGGAGCUGGGGCUGAGGAAGACACAGGCUCAGAGGGACAAUCUCAGAGCCUACAAUCAGGAGCUGCUGAAACAGCUGGAGCACAUUGAGCAAGAUUGGUGGAAGACACAACUCAAGUACCUUUCUCGAGAAAGUGCCCUGGAGAAAGAGGCCACUGAAAGACAGGAAGAGGCUGUGACUCUUCGUCAGGAGGUGGCAUCUCUGAAGAGGAAAUUGGAGAACCUGGAGAAGGAAAGGAAGGAUGUGCUGCAUGAACGGGAAUUGAACCAGCAGCAAAUGAGAGAUGUGAAAAGGAAGAAUGAAAUGUGUGCACCUGAGAUGAGAAAUCAUAAAGAAAAUACUCAAGAAUUGGAAGUGGAGAGGGAAGACAUGCAGGAAGAGUUGGAGCACGGGGCUGCUGCUUUGAAGAAAUGGAGGGAGUACACUCAAGUACUGAUUUCUGCCCUGAACAAGAGUGAAAUUGCCAAAGGGUCUCUGAAGAAGCGCUUGGACAUCCUGAAGGGAGAGUCUGGUAUCCAGGGAGGCACUGGCAUUGACCUUCAGUCCACUCCAGAGUCCCUGAGCUAUUCCAGUGCUUCUUCCCAUGAAGAGCUCUCCCAGGAGCAAGAUUCGUCGAGCUGGUCUCUGGAGCAGCUGAGCCAGGACUCCUCUGAGGAAUCCUUUGGCCAAGGGCACGCACUGGCCCAGGUGUGCCGAGAGGAGGAGCUGCUGGCCCAGAAGGCUGACCUUGAGGGCCGACUGGCAGCCACGGAGUGGCUCCGACAAGACCUUUCCAGGCAGCUGGCAGAGACCAGGUCAGCAAAGGAGAGCCUGGAAUCCAGGCUGUGUGCUGCUCAGCAGCAGAUAUCUCAGCUGGAGGUGACCAGGGAACAUCUGAAGGCAGAGCUGCAAGCUGAGCUGCAGGCAGCUCGCAGUGAAGUCCAGACAGCGCAGAGGAGGCACGAGGAAGAGCUACAAGGCCUCAAAGAGGAAAUGAAUCUCCUCCUUGAGCAGAGGGAGGCUUUACAAAAGCAGGUGGGAGAGUUGACAUCUCAGCUGGCAGCCUCCCGAGAGUCCCAGGAAAUGACUGUCCAGAGAGCCCAGCAAGAUGUGAGGGAGGCCCAGGAAGAGUCCAGGCAGAAGCAGUUGGAGGUUGAGCACACCCAGAAGAUGCUGGAGGAGGCAAAACAACAGAACAAGGAGCUGCAAGUGCAUCUGCAGAACUUGGAGAGGAAAUGGAGUCGAUGGGAAGAAGUGGCUCAGCACAAUUCAGAAUUGCAGGCUUCUGUGCAUACUCUAGAGAAGGAAAAAGCCAGGCUGCUUGUGUCUCUGGAGGAGAAGAACCAGUGCUUCCGAAAACUGGAAGAACAGAACCUGGUGCUGAAAAAUCGUGUGUCUCGCUUAUUUUCUGCUCUUAAGCAGGCAGAGCAGCUCUGUUCUGAGCAUAGGAGACAAAUGCAGGAGCUCAACACCCAGAUGCAGGCCAUGCUGCUGGCAGAGAUAGAGAAGACAGCUCAGCAGGCAACUGAAGAGAAGCAGCUGCUGGAAACUGAGGUGUCUGAGCUGCGUGUGAGGCUCCAGAGCUCUGAGGAAAGAGCAGAGGCCAUGGCCACACAGUGUAAGGCCAUGGAGCUGGGGCUGAGGAAGACACAGGCUCAGAGGGACAAUCUCAGAGCCUACAAUCAGGAGCUGCUGAAACAGCUGGAGCACAUUGAGCAAGAUUGGUGGAAGACACAACUCAAGCGCAUUUCUCGAGAAAGUGCCCUGGAGAAAGAGGCCACUGAAAGACAGGAAGAGGCUGUGACUCUUCGUCAGGAGGUGGCAUCUCUGAAGAGGAAAUUGGAGAACCUGGAGAAGGAAAGGAAGGAUGUGCUGCAUGAACGGGAAUUGAACCAGCAGCAAAUGAGAGAUGUGAAAAGGAAGAAUGAAAUGUGUGCACCUGAGAUGAGAAAUCAUAAAGAAAAUACUCAAGAAUUGGAAGUGGAGAGGGAAGACAUGCAGGAAGAGUUGGAGCACGGGGCUGCUGCUUUGAAGAAAGGGAGGGAGUACACUCAAGUACUGACUGCUGCCCUGAACAAGAGUGAAAUUGCCAAAGGGUCUCUGAAGAAGCACUUGGACAUCCUGAAGGGAGAGUCUGGUAUCCAGGGAGGCACUGGCAUUGACCUUCAGUCCACUCCAGAGUCCCUGAGCUAUUCCAGUGCUUCUUCCCAUGAAGAGCUCUCCCAGGAGCAAGAUUCGUCGAGCUGGUCUCUGGAGCAGCUGAGCCAGGACUCCUCUGAGGAAUCCUUUGGCCAAGGGCACGCACUGGCCCAGGUGUGCCGAGAGGAGGAGCUGCUGGCCCAGAAGGCUGACCUUGAGGGCCGACUGGCAGCCACGGAGUGGCUCCGACAAGACCUUUCCAGGCAGCUGGCAGAGACCAGGUCAGCAAAGGAGAGCCUGGAAUCCAGGCUGUGUGCUGCUCAGCAGCAGAUAUCUCAGCUGGAGGUGACCAGGGAACAUCUGAAGGCAGAGCUGCAAGCUGAGCUGCAGGCAGCUCGCAGUGAAGUCCAGACAGCGCAGAGGAGGCACGAGGAAGAGCUACAAGGCCUCAAAGAGGAAAUGAAUCUCCUCCUUGAGCAGAGGGAGGCUCUACAAAAGCAGGUGGGAGAGUUGACAUCUCAGCUGGCAGCCUCCCGAGAGUCCCAGGAAAUGACUGUCCAGAGAGCCCAGCAAGAUGUGAGGGAGGCCCAGGAAGAGUCCAGGCAGAAGCAGUUGGAGGUUGAGCACACCCAGAAGAAGCUGGAGGAGGCAAAACAACAGAACAAGGAGCUGCAAGUGCAUCUGCAGAACUUGGAGAGGAAAUGGAGUGGAUGGGAAGAAGUGGCUCAGCACAAUUCAGAAUUGCAGGCUUCUGUGCAUACUCUAGAGAAGGAAAAAGCCAGGCUGCUUGUGUCUCUGGAGGAGAAGAACCAGUGCUUCCGAAAACUGGAAGAACAGAACCUGGUGCUGAAAAAUCGUGUGUCUCGCUUAUUUUCUGCUCUUAAGCAGGCAGAGCAGCUCUGUUCUGAGCAUAGGAGACAAAUGCAGGAGCUCAACACCCAGAUGCAGGCCAUGCUGCUGGCAGAGAUAGAGAAGACAGCUCGCCAGGCAACUGAAGAGAAGCAGCUGCUGGAAACUGAGGUGUCUGAGCUGCGUGUGAGGCUCCAGAGCUCUGAGGAAAGAGCAGAGGCCAUGGCCACACAGUGUAAGGCCAUGGAGCUGGGGCUGAGGAAGACACAGGCUCAGAGGGACAAUCUCAGAGCCUACAAUCAGGAGCUGCUGAAACAGCUGGAGCACAUUGAGCAAGAUUGGUGGAAGACACAACUCAAGCGCAUUUCUCGAGAAAAUGCCCUGGAGAAAGAGGCCACUGAAAGACAGGAAGAGGCUGUGACUCUUCGUCAGGAGGUGGCAUCUCUGAAGAGGAAAUUGGAGAACCUGGAGAAGGAAAGGAAGGAUGUGCUGGUGGAACCUGAAAGGAGAAGAAUCAGAACUUUUAGGAGAGUGUUCCUCCCAGACUACAUUACGUUUCCUGUCCACGAGUCUGCCCAUCAAAAUCGGUCAACUUUUGAAAUGGAAGAGUCCUCCAGCAGCUAUGGGGAGCAGCAGCCCUCCUGCUGAUGCACAGCCUGUGGAGAAAGGGGUGUCCCUCUGCAGGCACAGCUGGCCCAAGACCGACAGGACCACCUGGAGAGCUGUGCAGGCAGCAGGCAGGAGACACGAGGUGCAGAAAGGACCUCCUUGCUUCCUGAAUGUCUCAGAGGAGGCAGGCUGCAGCUGGAUGCAGGCUUAGAUUUAGUCAGUAGUUUAUCUUUAAACAAUAGCAUAGAUGCAGUUGAACCUUUACACAACUCUGUUCCAUAGGAUGUAAGAUAUAUUUAUAGAAAAAUAAAGAGUUUAUUAUGAUUAUGA